AUGGGGGCUGCAUAUUCCUUGGUCGGCGUAUCUUACCAUAUUGCGCAUGGUGGGUCACGGAAGAACCACUUCGUCACUCAACUGCGUGUCAGAGGAAGAUGGCACAAGUACGACUGCCUGGCGGGAGGAGCCGUAACUUCUACAGACACCUUCGAUGCCGACUGGAACAGCUCGUCGCAGUGUAUGCUGGCGUACCUUAAGACUUCUUUGUGCGUCGCCACCCCACCGCUGUACACGCGACACGAGGAACAACAUCAUAACAGCCCUUCUGGGCGACAACCGGGCCACCGUCAUCACGCCGACGACAGCAGCCCUUCGGGCCGGAAUCAUCAACGCCCCUCGCAGCAUUCGCCACAAAGCCUUUCAGGAAGGACUACAUCGCCCUGUGGGGACCGUUCUAUCGACGAUCGCAGCUCCACGGAUGCCGGGGAUGCCGUCUUCGAUUCUUUUGGCGACAUGUGUAUCAGUCCCUCAGGCCGAACUUUCUAGUUGUUUGUCUUCCUGUGUCUACUGUAUGUAGACGUUGCAUUUCGUGUUUCCCGAGGAUCGGAUGUAUGUGUUU
Messenger RNA from Ectocarpus siliculosus, 562 nucleotides. Lineage: Eukaryota; Phaeophyceae; Ectocarpales; Ectocarpaceae. The record is from the annotation of a GenBank genome assembly.